Penicillium expansum is the source of this 354-nucleotide messenger RNA. RefSeq lists its product as uncharacterized. NCBI's taxonomy places the organism in Eukaryota, Fungi, Ascomycota, Eurotiomycetes, Eurotiales, Aspergillaceae. The record is from RefSeq and is a predicted model, not a curated record. The transcript is spliced from 3 exons. Bases 1 to 354 code for a protein of 117 amino acids.
AUGGCUAGUGCAUGGGAUCACGAGAGAGACAAGCAGUUGCUUGUGGCCAUAUUGGCCGUCCAUGCUCCGCUGGACUUUGCCGCGAUUGCUCAAGCGAUGGGACAGGGCGACAGCACUGCUGCCGUGAGACAGCAUGUCUACACCCUGAAAGCCCGCCAUGAAGGAAUCUCUGCCAAAUCUCCUACCAAGGACAAGACCGACAAACCUACUGGCCGUGGCCGCAAGGCUGCCAAAUCCACCACCAAGCGCAAGAGUUCCUCGUUCACCAAGUCUGAAAAGGAUUCCACUGUCGAGGGUCAGGGUGGAAAUAGGGACGAUUCCAACCCCAGUCCCACUAAGCAGCGCAAGAUCUAA